This is a messenger RNA of Solenopsis invicta (red fire ant), 2526 nucleotides long. RefSeq names its product nose resistant to fluoxetine protein 6-like. The coding region runs from base 345 to 2492 and encodes 715 amino acids. The transcript has 14 exons. NCBI's taxonomy places the organism in Eukaryota, Metazoa, Arthropoda, Insecta, Hymenoptera, Formicidae. The record is from RefSeq and is a predicted model, not a curated record. Gene Ontology annotation, molecular function: acyltransferase activity, transferring groups other than amino-acyl groups.
UUCGAUGUAUUAUAUUAGAUUAGUUUGUCUUAGAAACUUCAGAUAAUCGUGUUGAAAAGUUUCUCGGUCUUGGUGUCUCAAGUAAAGGUUGACGUGUUCGAUGGUAGUAUCCUGAUGCGCGAAUUUGUGAUACAAUUUAAUUUACUAACGCGAAGAAACAAAACUUUAAAACCGCAGCAACAUAAUAAAAGUCUGAAUAUUAUAGUCAUGUAAAGUCGAAAUUGAUCGAUAAGGACACUAAACAAUUCAAAGCAACGUUUUUUUAACUUAAUGUAAAAAUAUUUUGAAAAUACCGAUUUCAGUAAGAAAGAAGACGAGUAAUACCUACAGACAAAAGCCUCAUAAUGUUACGCCAACAACAUCUGUUUAUUUGGUGUAUCUGCACCAAUUUAAUUGCGUUAUUUUGUGUUCCUGUACACACUCAAGAAUUUAAUAAUGUUCGUAUUCAGACAACGCCCGUUUACGCCAUUGCUUCGAAAGCCGAUCUUCUCAACUCAACGACAUGCGGAAAAGAGUUGCAAAACUUCCGAGACGCUGUUGAUCAACAGAUACUAUGGAGCUUAAAAGUUUUAGAUUCCAGUGGCGGAUAUAAACCAGGUUAUUUUUACGGAAAUAAUUAUUGGCUAGGCAGUCGUAGUCAGUGUCUCGAUAUGAUGACUAAAAAUUUUAUGACCUUAUCAUGGGAAAUAUUAAAUAAUACGCAGUAUAAUCAUUCGCAACAAAAAUUUUCGCCUUUUGAAAUAAAUUACUUUGUUGCUCAUUUUAGACACAAUAAUACUCUUCAACAUUACAUGCAUGUAGUUGAAGAAAAUGUGAUAACGCUAGGACUCUGUCUGCCAGCAUCGUGCUCUACAAAUAAUCUAAGCUUUAUUUUGGAAAGAAUAUUACAUGAUAAAGUUAUCUUAACGUUUGAUUUUUAUUCCACCGAUCUUUAUUUGAUUCAAGUUAAAGAUCUAAAAUAUAAUGACAAGUGGCUAUCCGGUGGUGCAUUAUUUUUUAUCUGUAUAGGUUUAGGAUUUUGUUUUAUGACAACAAUCGGAACGAUAUAUGAUGUAUUCAUUAAUCAAAAAAGUGUUGUAGUGAAAAAUGAGAUGAAUGAAACUAAUGGAAAUAUCAAAGACGAGUCCAAAAGAAUGGAAAUAAAAUUAAAUCCGUCUUCUCAUUGGAAAAGUGUAAUUGGAACAGUAUUAAUAUGUUUCUCCGCUUAUACAAAUACGAAAAAAAUGUUUAGUACAAAAUUAAAUACUGGUACAAUACCGGUCCUUGAGGGCUUAAAAGUUAUAAAUAUGUGUUUUAUAAUUGCAUUACACGUUAUAGUUUUUGAAGUAAAUUUUUUUGAUAAUAAAGUAUGGAUGUGGAAAACUUUGGAAAUUUGUGACUAUUUAAUUGAUCCAAUGAUUGGACUCGUAUCAGUCGACAUUUAUCUUUUUUCUAGUGGAUUUUUGGUGGCUCAUUGGUAUUUGAGAGAUAAAGCAAACAAAAUUCUGAUUAAGCCAUUCAGAUAUACAGAAAAAUUAAAUGAACUUUUUAUUAACAUAGUAAAAAGAUUUCUUCGGUUGACACCAACUUACAUAAUAGUGUUGGGAAUAACGCAAUUGAGUUCAGUUUGGUUUGACAACACAUCUCAAUUUUAUGCGUAUGAGAAGUAUCACAAAACUUGUGCAAAGUACUGGUGGAGAAAUCUUUUAUACAUAAAUAAUUUAUUUGCUGUAGAUGAAUUGUGCAUGAAUUGGAGCUGGUAUCUGGCUGUUGAUACGCAAUGUUACGUAAUUGUUUUAAUGAUAUUAAUUUUAUUAACUAUGUACUUCUACGUUGCUGUUAUAAUAUUGGGCGCACUUUUAAUAGGAUCAAUUAUUCUUACUGGUUAUAUUUCAUAUGUUUAUGAAUAUAUUCCAUCAUUUCAUGAAUUAUAUAGAUUUGCAAAUGUCUUAUACCUCCCACCAUGGACGAGAAUAAAUUCAUUUAUUAUUGGUGCAAUUACAAGUUAUAUUUUAAUAAAAUUAAAUAAUAUUUUGCUCUGGAAAAAGAAAAUUAUAGUUCUAUGCUGGUGCGUCUUUUGUCUUGCCAGUGCUUGUAAUAUUUUAGUAUUAUUUGCGAUUAAUAAGCGAUACGUAUCCGUAUUAGGUAUUGCUGUUUAUAUUGCUUUACAAAAAACUCUUUGGGCUAUUGGUUUAGCAUGGAUUGUAAUAGCGUGUACUACGAAACAUGGAGGCAUCGUUAAUAAGCUACUAUCGUUUAAAGGUUGGAUCCCUUUGAGCAGACUCACUUAUUGCGUUUUUCUUUUACAUCCUAUCAUUAUACAAUCGAUUAGUUUACACAGUGAAACAUCAAUUCAUUUUGAAUUUCUGCCGUAUGUUGUUCUAUCCGUGGGAUAUAUUGUAAUUAGUUACUUGUGCGCUUACGCAUUGUCUAUGAUAGUGGAAAUGCCUAGUCUCUUGUUAAUGCAAACAUUCCUCCAAAAUCGUAAUAGGGUAGAUAAAAAAAUAUUGUAAUUUUAAUAUAAAUAUGUAAAACUAUACAUGUAAU